AUGCUUGUUCCUACCAGUGAGAAGCCCUCAAUCUCAAAAGUUGAAUUGAUUGAUUCAAUUCAGCGCCUGGGUCUGAGAUAUCAUUUUGAAAGUGAAAUUGCAGUAGUGUUGCAGCAAACUCACAAGCACUACGUUCAAAAUGGCCAAUUAAUUCUUGACUCAGACCUAUGCUCUCUUGCUUUGCUUUUCAGAUUACUGAGGCAAGAUGGAUAUCUCAUUUCACCUGCUCGAAAGUAUAUUUCAAUCUACCAAUUACAACCUUCCCACAAUGAAGCCUUGCUAACCUUAGCAAAAUUAGAUUUCAUUGUCCUUCAAAAUCUGCAUCAGAAAGAAGUUGCAGAUGUUCGCAAGUGGUGGAACAGCUUGGAUGUGCCCGGAAAUCUAUCAUAUGCGAGAGACAGGAUUGUGGAAUGUUACUUUCGGAUUCUUGCAGUUUAUUUUGAGCCUCAAUACUCUUUAGGCAGAUUGAUACUCACCAAAGUGAUAGCCGUUUUAUCCCUUAUUGAUGAUACUUAUGAUGCUUCUGGAACCAUCGAUGAGCUGACCAUUUUCACUGAUGCACUUGAGAGGUAUAUACGGUACAUAUCAGUGUACUACAUGAAGUUACCUUACGAGGCACUGUGGAAUGUUUAUGAUGAAAUGGAUCAGUGCAUGAGGAAGGGAAUGAAGAAGGCGGCGAGAGCCUUCAUGAGAGGGGCCAAAUGGUUCAAUGAAAACUACGUGCCAACAACAGAACAGUACCUUGAGACAGCAGUGAUAACUUCUUGUUAUUCAUUGCUCUCAACAGUAUCUUUCUUUGGGUUGGGACAUCUUGCCACUGAGGACAUGUUCAAAUGGGUUACAAGUCAGCCGAAGCUUGUCAAAGUUUCUUCCCUUAUUUGCAGAGCCAUGGACGACAUUAAAAGAGGGCACGUUGUGUCUGUUCUUGACUGCUAUAUGAAGGAACAUGGUGUGACAAGGCACGAAGCCAUUGAAGAGUUUCGUAAGGUUGUUAGUAAUGCGUGGAAGAAUAUGAAUGAAGAACUCCUUAGACCUUUGGGAGUGGACAGGCCCUUUCUAAUGCCCACCUCUGAACUUAGCUCGUGUUAUGGACGGGCUUUGCAAAGAACAAGAUAA
Messenger RNA from Neltuma alba, 1116 nucleotides. Its product is annotated as (+)-gamma-cadinene synthase-like. NCBI's taxonomy places the organism in Eukaryota, Viridiplantae, Streptophyta, Magnoliopsida, Fabales, Fabaceae. The record is from RefSeq and is a predicted model, not a curated record. Gene Ontology annotation, biological process: terpenoid biosynthetic process. Bases 1 to 1116 code for a protein of 371 amino acids. Gene Ontology annotation, molecular function: magnesium ion binding; terpene synthase activity. The transcript has 6 exons.